This is a messenger RNA of Dipodomys ordii (Ord's kangaroo rat), 392 nucleotides long. Its product is annotated as HLA class I histocompatibility antigen, A-25 alpha chain-like. The record is from RefSeq and is a predicted model, not a curated record. Gene Ontology annotation, biological process: antigen processing and presentation of endogenous peptide antigen via MHC class I via ER pathway, TAP-independent; antigen processing and presentation of endogenous peptide antigen via MHC class Ib; positive regulation of T cell mediated cytotoxicity. NCBI's taxonomy places the organism in Eukaryota, Metazoa, Chordata, Mammalia, Rodentia, Heteromyidae. Gene Ontology annotation, cellular component: external side of plasma membrane. Bases 46 to 300 code for a protein of 84 amino acids. Gene Ontology annotation, molecular function: peptide antigen binding; signaling receptor binding. The transcript is spliced from 2 exons.
UACAUCGCCCUGAACAAGGACUUGAGCUCCUGGACCGCGGCCGACAUGGCGGCUCAGAUCACCAGGCGCAAGUGGGAGGAGGCCGGUGAGGCAGAGCACAGCAGGGCCUACCUGGAGCACAGGUGCGUGGAGUGGCUGCGCAGAUACCUGGAGCACGGCAUGGAGACGCUGCAGCGCACAGGUGACAAGAGAGAAGGCUAUGAUAAGGCUGCAAGUGAGUGCCAUGGGGGAGGAGGUGACCUUUGUUGUGGUGCAGACAGGACCUGUGGGAGCUCAUGCACCCCGGAAUUCCUCCAGUGAGGCCUGUGUUCUCUAACCAGUUCCUCUCUUCCACCACAGGAGACGACAGUGACCAGGGUUCUGAUGCUUCCCUCAGAGCUAAAAAAGGUGAC